UUGUUUUUAGUUACCAUUUUUGUAGAUCGAGUGUCUUAAACAAUUUUUUAUUUUAUUUUAUUUUUAAUUCAUAUGGCUCUCUCUGUUUCCCCUUCUUUAUCAUUUACCCAAAAUUUCCCACGCUUCGUCACUUCCCAUUCGCUUCCUCUCUCUCAGUGUCAUCCAAUUUCCUUCCAAACACCACCACCAAAAAGCAUCCAUUACCACCCACCAAGAGCUCUGAGGGAAUGGCAAGAAUACGAGGAAGCAGUGAAGAAGAAGGACUUAGCUACUGCUCUAAGGUUCCUUAUAUCCAUUGAAAAAGACAAUAGCGACGACUCUGUUGAUGAAAAUGGUUCCUUAUCCACCCAGUCAGCUCGGUCACAAAUUGGCGAUCUGGGUUUUUUUGGUGGGUCUGUGAGGGAUUGGGAGGUCUUGGAUACCUGCCUUAAUGCUGAUGAUAUGAGACUUGUUGGCAUGGCUUAUGAGUUCCUUAAGGCCAAAGGUUUUUUACCCAAUUUCGGAAGAUUCAGUAGCAUCGUUUUGGAUGGUGCUAGGGAUAUUAGACCUUCUGUGUUGAAGUCUUCUACUGGCCUAGAAGCUUCUAAAUUUUCUCCAAAGAAGUGGGGUCUUUCCGGAAGCUCAAGUGUUGUAUUGGCUGGCUUUCUUGGUGGGGUGUCCUAUCUACUUCAACAAGGAAUUGAUAUCAGGCCUCAACUUGCAAUCAUACUAGGGCUAGCCUUCACAGACUCUAUCUUCCUUGGUGGUACCUGUUUAGCUCAAAUCUCUAGUUAUUGGCCUCCAUAUAGGCGUCGGAUUCUAGUUCAUGAAGCAGGGCAUCUGCUAGUAGCUUAUCUUAUGGGUUGCCCUAUUCGUGGAGUGAUUUUAGACCCAAUAGUUGCGAUGCAAAUGGGAAUUCAAGGGCAGGCUGGAACUCAGUUUUGGGAUGAAAACAUGAAUAAUGAAAUGGCAGAAGGACAAUUGAGUGGUUCCACAUUUGAUAGAUACUGCAUGGUACUUUUUGCUGGCACUGCAGCUGAAGCUCUUGUUUAUGGUGACGCUGAGGGUGGUGAGAAUGAUGAGAACUUGUUUAGAAGCAUCUCUGUUCUUCUUCAACCCCCACUCUCAGUAGCGCAGAUGUCAAAUCAAGCAAGGUGGUCAGUGCUACAGUCUUACAAUCUGCUUAAGUGGCAUAGACAUGCUCAUCGAGCAGCAUUCAAAGCUAUGGAAAACGGCGCUAGUCUUAGUGUCAUAAUUAGGAAAAUUGAGGAAGCCAUGUCUUCCAAUAGAUGAAGUAUGGAAGUUCCAAAUCUUCUGGUUUUAUGUUCACAUUCUUAUAGAGGUAAUAAUUUUGUAAUCUGUUUUUUCUAUUUUUUUGUUGACCACCACUUUGAAUAAUUGUAACAAAGGUAGAAUUUGAGAGAAAAACUCAUGUAUUUACUUAAAGGAAUAUCAUAAAUAUAUACUAGUUUACAAGAGUUUAA
Molecule: messenger RNA, 1463 nt
Organism: Gossypium raimondii (Peruvian cotton)
Lineage: Eukaryota; Viridiplantae; Streptophyta; Magnoliopsida; Malvales; Malvaceae
Exons: 7
Coding region: 73-1272 (399 amino acids)
Biological process (GO): proteolysis
Molecular function (GO): metalloendopeptidase activity; ATP-dependent peptidase activity; ATP binding
Source: RefSeq, a predicted model, not a curated record